This is a messenger RNA of Elaeis guineensis (African oil palm), 2315 nucleotides long. Its product is annotated as AT-hook motif nuclear-localized protein 20. Lineage: Eukaryota; Viridiplantae; Streptophyta; Magnoliopsida; Arecales; Arecaceae. Gene Ontology annotation, molecular function: minor groove of adenine-thymine-rich DNA binding; DNA-binding transcription factor activity. Gene Ontology annotation, cellular component: nucleus. The record is from RefSeq and is a predicted model, not a curated record.
GCGAGAAAAAUGGAGAGAGACAGAGAGGGAGAGGUGGUAUACGGGGAAAACCAAGAUUCCACCAAAGCGGGGCCCCAACUGUCACAAAGGGAGCGCCAGAAAGAAACCAUAGCGAAGAGCGAGGGAAGAGAGGUCAUUCUCUCUCUCUCUCUCUCAUAGUGGAUGGGUGGUAGGAUCUGGAUAUAUAGAGAGAUAAACGGACCCGGAGAGAGAGUGAUUGCUUCUGAUAAGCCAGUGUGUCCCGGGAGGGGAUCAUUCCUGUACUGCAUCGGCCGUAGUCCGUGGAGUCAGAAAGCGGAGAGGCCAGGGGGAGCCUGCCGAUGGUUUUGUUUAUGAAAAGAGAAGGCUUCUAAUCGCCAGCGAAAGCCCAGUUGCUUCGCUGUUCGAGUAGUUGGACUCCCAUAUCCAUAUGAAAUAGACGACGACGACUUACUUGCAAGCAGGUGCUUCUAUUCUUUUCUAACCACUUUAUAACCGGAGACCUUCUCGACCUUUCCUGGUCCUCUUCUCUGUGUCUUCUUUUCCCCUUCUUUAUAUCGACCUCCUCUUCCUAUGGUUUGCAUUUGGCCGGAAGAUAUUUCACUGAAUAAUAGGAUUCGUGCAAGGAAGAGGAAGCUUGUAGCUAGACCUUUGAGUGGGGCUGGAGUUUCGUUAUUCUAGCCGGAAUAUCCCUUCACGGCAUCUGAUCAUCAAGGAAGAAGAAGGGCAGUAGUAGCUAAUUAGGAAGGAGGAGGGCAGAAGCUUCCGGAAGAAGGUAUAGCCACUAGAUCUAGAAGGAGAAGCAGGAAGAAGAAAGAAGGAAAGAGGAGUAUCAGAAUAACAAUAAUAUUGGCAUGCUUGUACCCGGAAUCCACCCAACAGGCUUUUGAACGGUGAUUGAUUUUACAUCAUAAUCAAGCAGUGCCCGUCUUUCCCUGGCCUCGCUUGUGUGAGUUUCGACAAUCGACGAUCUGGCAAACCGGUGGUGGACCGGGAGCGUGGGCAUGGGAGGGGUGGACCCGGUGGUCACUUCCUCGGCCGCCGGCCCCCCUCCCUUCCAUCUCCGCAACCCCAACAAUUCCCACCUCAGCCCUCACCGCCGCGACCAACAACAGCAACAAGACCCCCCGCCCAACCCCGCCACACCCAACAGCAGCGCCAGCAACAACGACGGCGACGACAGCCGCGCCGGCACCAAUGCCGACGACCACUCCUCCGCCGCCGGCCUUGAGCUCGCCGAUGGCGGCUCCGGCGGGGGAGGCAGCUCCGGCCGCCGCCCACGCGGCCGCCCUCCCGGGUCCAAGAACAAGCCCAAGCCCCCCAUCAUCAUCACUAGGGAGAGCCCCAACUCCCUCCGCUCCCACGUCCUCGAGAUCGCCAGCGGGACCGACAUCAUGGACGCCGUCGCCGUCUUCGCGCGCCGCCGGCAGCGUGGGGUGUCCAUCCUCAGCGGCAGCGGCGUCGUCACCAACGUGACCCUCCGCCAGCCCGCCGCCCCCCCUGGCGCCGUGGUCACCCUCCACGGCCGCUUCGAGAUCCUUUCCCUCUCGGGGGCGUUCCUCCCGCCGCCGUCCCCGCCCGGGGCAUCGGGGCUGACGGUCUACCUCGCCGGCGGGCAGGGGCAGGUGGUCGGAGGGAGUGUGGUGGGGGAGCUGGUCGCCUCGGGGCCGGUGAUGGUGAUCGCGGCGACGUUCACCAACGCCACCUUCGAGCGGCUGCCCCUGGGGGACGAGGAGCCGGAGGUGGCGGCGGCCCCGCCGGGAUCGGAGGGCAUGCCAUUGCAGCCGAGCCCGGGGGCCAACGGAGUUUCGUCGUCGCAGCAGUCGCAUGGGGGGAUGGGAACGGACCCGAGCUCGAUGCCGCCGCUCUAUAAUUUGCCGCCGAAUCUACUGCCUAACGGUCAGCUGCCGCAUGACGUGUUCGGCGCUUGGGCUUCCGCCGCUCCUCGUCCUCCGCCAUCCUACUAAGUUCUUCUUCCCCAUACUAUUUUCAUCGUGGAAAAACAAACAAAAACAUUUUAUGCUCUCUUUCAGGUCUUAGUUAGAAAUGUUGUCUUUCUUCAGCUUCUUGUUAUGUUCAUGUCGUUGCAUGGUUUUUGUAAACUUAGCUAUGUGAUAUUAGCUAGCUAGUUGUAGAAUUGGAGGACAGUUUAAACCAAUGUGUUGCUUUUCUUCUCCCUUUUCACAGUUCCUGCUUAUCUCAUGUUUGGUUAGCAUAGAGUUAUGUUUUCUGUUUUGGUCCUGGGAUGUAUCAGCUGUAUAAUUAGAAGAUAGAUAGUUCUUUAAUAGAAGUUUUCCCUUUCUCUUAUCAAGAAAGUAGAUUGUUUUUUCCUCCGA